This is a messenger RNA of Epinephelus moara (kelp grouper), 7344 nucleotides long. Its product is annotated as MAM domain-containing glycosylphosphatidylinositol anchor protein 1. Gene Ontology annotation, molecular function: protein binding. Gene Ontology annotation, cellular component: plasma membrane. The coding region runs from base 596 to 3478 and encodes 960 amino acids. The record is from RefSeq and is a predicted model, not a curated record. The transcript is spliced from 18 exons. Gene Ontology annotation, biological process: homophilic cell-cell adhesion. Lineage: Eukaryota; Metazoa; Chordata; Actinopteri; Perciformes; Serranidae.
UGGAGGGGAGCUCAUUUUCAGAGCGCAUGACUGUGUUAGAAGGGCUUCACUAGACUGUCACCGGUCAGACGCAGAGACAGACAGACAGACAGACAGACAGACAGUAAAGCCAUCUCAACCACGCCUUUAAAAGUAAAGAAUCCACAAAAGAGGAGACGGAGUGUGUAGGAUUUUUUUUUUAUUUCUCUGCCAAACUAGCCUUGCUUGAGUUUUUUUUUAAAGGGAAAGUGGUUUUUAUCUUUGGGAAGAGGGACUCUCUGGUGGAGCCGAGCAGCGGUAAGAUUCCGCUGCCCGCUUCUCUUCGUGCGUAAAAUAAAAGUUUAACACACCAAGGAGAUCAUUUGAGAGGUGUGGGAGCUCAGCAAACUCUCCGCUAUACUUCCCGGGAAUUGUAAAGCUCACACCGGACACCCACUGGAGGAGGAUUUAUAACUUUUUAACACAUUUUGUGGAGAGACACGGAGGCGGGUUGGUCUAACGGGGUAGCGGAGGAAUCCUCGUCGUUGAGCCGGGAGGAGUGCGCGCAGCGCUGGGUAGCAGACUGACCCAAAGGACGGUACCUCGGAGACAAGGUUAUGACGGAACUGAGCUGAACAUGGAGCUUUUCUGGAUUUUGUUAUUUUCUAGUGUUUAUCCUGUUGCCUGGGGCCAAGGAGUUUACGCUCCAGCCAACGCCCAGAUCGUGCACUCAGGCGCGGCGUGUAACGUCAAGGAUGAUAACAUCAGUGAGAGAAUCUACACCAUCAAAGAAGGAGACACACUAGUGCUGCAGUGUAUUGUUAAAGGCCACCCACGACCACAGGUACGGUGGACGAAGACGGCAGGCAGUGCAUCAGACAAGUUCCAGGAGACAUCCAUCUACAACGAGACGCUUCGCAUCGAGGGCAUCCAGAGGGUGCAGGGGGGUCGCUACUACUGCAAGGCCGACAACGGGGUGGGGGUGGCUGCCAUCAAGUCCAUCCGCGUAGAUGUGCAGUACCUUGACACGCCUGUUUUGACAGUGCACCAGACCAUCAGCGAUGUGCGUGGCAGUUACUACCAGGAGAAGACGGUGUUCUUGCGCUGCACAGUCAACUCCAACCCUCCCGCGCGGUUCAUCUGGAAACGUGGGAGCACGCUCAUCGAACAGAGCAAGGACAACGGAGUGGACAUCUACGAACCGCUUUACACUCAGGGUGAGACCAAGGUGCUGAAGCUGAAAAACCUCAGACCCAAAGACUUUGCUGAUUACACGUGCCAGGUGUCUGUCCGCAAUGUGUGUAACAUCGAAGACAAGUCAGUCACCUUCAGGCUCACCAAUGCCACAUCUCCCCCAAUGAUCCGGCUGUCAGUGAACGACACAGUUGUGGUGGAUCCCGGCCAGGAUGUGUUCUUAACCUGUGAGGUGACGGCAGGUUUCCCAGCCCCCACUGUGACGUGGUCUCGUUACCCCGGCCCCCUUCCCCUCAGCGCCCAAGUUCGAGGGGCAACACUGAUUAUACGGGCAGCCAUGCCGGCUGAUGCAGGCUUCUACAACUGCACGGCUGUCAACAAUGUGGGAAACCCCGCUCGCAAGAACGUCAAUCUCGUUGUCAGGACGAUGAGCAACCUGACCUUCCAGAUUACUCCAGACUCCAACAAGGACAGUGAGACCAUCCAGAUGGGUCGAGACCUCAAGCUGUCCUGCCAUGUUGAUGCCACCCCACAGGACAAGGUCAACUACACCUGGUACAAGAACGGUGCACCUGUCUUCAACUCGGAGAGCCUGAUCUUGCUGCGCAGUGACCCAGACAUGGCACCCGGCACCAGUAGUCUGGAGAUUGUGGACAUGAAGUUCAGAGACUUGGCUACAUACAGCUGUGUGGCCAACUUCCCAGGCAGCAGAGUGUCGGAGCUCCGUGUGGAUGUCAACAUCUCUCAGAACAGUGUCUCCCCUCCAGUGCUGUCAGUACCACCAGGCGGACAGGUGGUCAGUGUGCGAGAAGGAGGUAACAUUGACCUGGUGUGCUUGGUGGUGGAGGGAAAACCACGUCCACCUAUACUGUGGUCACGGACAGAGAAGGACCUGCUAAUGCCAUCAGGAAGGACCAUGGUGGAGACACCCGAUGGUCGCUUGAGACUAAAGAACGUCAGCAGGGACAUGAUGGGAGCAUACCGGUGCCAGACGGCUCCAUACAAUGGGCUUAACAUCAAACGCAGAGAGGCACAGGUCCAACUCAACGUGUUGUUUCCUCCCAUACUGGACCCAGUCUUCCAGGACAUGCGUUCUAGGAACUUCCAGAUGGUGACCCUGAGGUGUACAGUCAUGCGCUCAAACCCACCACGCCUGACAGACAUCCGGUGGUAUCGUCAGGGCGACUUAAUCCGUAUGCCCAUGCCAGACCUGAAGGAGACGCCAGAGCUGAAGUUUAAGCUGGAGCCCACCAACAAUGGCACUUAUGAGUGCCGAGUCAGCAACAGCGCAGGGACAUCAACGUGCACAUUUAAUGUAUCUGCACAACCCUAUAAUGCUGAGUUUUACUUCGACACACCCAAUCCUGUGCGAAUUCAAAAAGGAAACAACUAUUCAUACAACCUGCAGUGGACACAGAAAGAUCCAGAGGCCACAGACCACAUCAUAGGUUACUGGAUUAUCGUCCGAAAGAACAAGCAGAACCUGCCGUCGAAGCAAAUAGACCUCAAGGGCAAGGAGCCAGAGAAGGGAGUGCUGAUGUCCCACACCAUCUCAGACCUGAGAAUCCCUCUGUCCUAUGAGGUCCAUCUGGCCCCCAUCACCACCUACAGCACUGGGGACUACGUCAGUCGCAUCAUACAGUACUCAGAACCCUACACCUACCCAAGACCUUCAGAUCACGUGUGUGGUUUUGAGGAUGACAGAAUCUGCGGUUUCUCUCAAGACCGAAGUGAUGUGUUUGACUGGACGAGACAGAAUCACCUGACGCAGAAUCCCAAGCGAUCUGCCAAUACUGGCCCCGAGACUGACCGCAGUGGGACCAAGGAGGGGUACUACAUGUACAUCGAGGCAUCCCGGCCACGUGUGCAGGGGGACAAGGCUCGUCUGCUGUCUCCGCUUUUUAAUGUGACCUCAGUCAGGGGCCCCAAGGGCUCCGGCAGAGUCCCGUAUUGUGUCUCUUUCUACUACCACAUGAAGGGCAAACAUAUUGGCACUCUCAACGUGCUUCUGAGAGUGAGAAGCAUUGCCUCUGUGGACUCGGUGGUGUGGACCAAGUCUGGUCAUCAGGGCCCGGACUGGAGGAAAGCAUUCUUCGACAUCAGCCCCAGUGGACCCUUCCAGAUUGUGUUUGAAGGAAUUCGAGGCCCGAGCUUCGAGGGGGAUAUUGCCAUUGAUGAUGUGUCCAUCACCAUUGGGAAGUGCAAGCAGGAGAACACUGUAGCCAGCGCAGGUAAGACAGUUCUGAUUGGUGGAUCACACUCACUCCCAUUGGCCAGCUGGCUGACCUUUGGCCUCUCCUGCUUCCUGUCGCUACUCUACAGAUGAUGAGCACUUCCUGCGAUGCCACCUGUCUGUAGUGACAGACACUGCCCUGACUUGCGCUCUUAUACUUCUCUCUCUACCCUUCUCCCUGUCCUUUCCUCUACUUAUGUCUCCCUGACUGUCUGUCCUUCUCCACUCGAUGUCUCUCUAUCCUUCAUGCAUCCAUUUCAUCCUUCUUGCUUAGAUAAAUGGUAACACAAUGUCUUUGUCUAGUUUCUCCUCCUCUGCUUUCUUUGAACAUUUACCCCCCCAAGACACUCAGUAUAACCAACUGACGAGCAUACUGUAUUUAAAGUGAACAUACUUAAUGAUCUUUGACAGUCGAGUUUCACUUCUCUCCUUUGUCACUAUUAAUCUGAUUAGAUACACUUUAUCCAUGUCAGCGUGUCACUUUGUCACCUUUUCCUCUCCUUCAUCAACCUCCCUCAUCCAUACAUGCACCCUCUCAUGUAUCUCCACUCCCUCAACGGCCCCUCCACCCUAUUCCCCAGACACACCAAAGUGUCGGACACUCUACCAAAGAUGACAAAGGACCUGAGGGAAUAAAACAAGGGAACAGGGAUUCCAGGAAGAAAGUGAAGGAGUGAAAAGGAGAAAGUGGGUAAAAUCCUUCUUUUUCCACAAAGACCGUCUCCCUUCAGUCCCAACCUUUGGGACCAUGGGAGCUACUGAAUGACAAAGAGACGGACGAAGAGAAAAAACACUGAUGAAUGAAUGAAUGAAUAAACGAAUGAAUGCUGAGGAAAGGACGAACCAGAGACAGAGGGAUAAAGAAGUGCGCUCCUGGUAGCCUCUCUGCUUGCCCUCUGCUUGCCACAAGAGACGAACCUCAGUGCGGAUUAUACGUGUACAUUUAUCUCUAUAUAUAUUAAAUAUAACAAAGUUUAAACUAAAACACAACUAGGACAGUGGAGGACUUUACAAAGUGAAAUUAAAGAAGCACAACAUUUAUACAACCUCUGCUGAUCCUUUGGGUUUUAUUCUACUUAUUAUGUGAUGUUGCAAUUUGUCAGACCUAUACCUUUUUGAUAUUUUGCUUUUUUGUUUUUGUUUUGUUUAUGACGUUACAAGGGUCAAGGGCAAUGGUUAAUAAAGUAUUAUAUUAAUAUUUAUGAGAAGAAGAGAAGACGAUUUGUGAUCCAGAACCUGAGUUGAGCGCGAGGAGGGAAAUGCGAGGAUGACCCAAGCCACCUGGAUAGAAACCUCAACUUUUCUUGGCACAUACUGAACACACACACACACACACACACACACACACACACACACACACACACACACACACACACACACGUACAAACACACAGUUUCCUUGCUGACAUCACAACCAGGCCCUCAGCUCACCCUCUGCCUCAAAUACAUGUCUCAUCUGUGAAUGAACCGGACGGAAAACAAUGGAUGGUAGAUGCAAUUUUCACAUUUCUGCUCCCUUACCAUGAACUUCCCAUCCCUGGACAUCAUGACUCAGAUGUUCCGGAUUUAUCAACCACAACAGAAUAGCCGGACAUGUCUCUAAUGUAGAGAAAAACACAGCAUGGUAUGGGAGAGCAGAACGGAGCCUGAAGUUCAGCUGAAUACUUCUUCCUCCACAGGUUAUUGAAUGUCACGUAUGAAUUUCCCAUACACUUCUUUCACACGAGUGAAAGAUGAAGAUUGUCAGUAUCUGGCGGGUGUGCAGCGUGGAUUGCAUAUCAGAUUCUCUGUCAUUGUUUAAUUAACGUUGAAUGUCUGUAGCGUAAACAGUUUUUCAUAAUCACAUAGAUAUGAUUGUUAAAGUUAAGCAAUACUCAUAUCUAUAGCUCUAUAUACAAUAGUUUAUGAUUGCAUUUAAGAUGGCAGAAAAAAAGAAACAUCUUGUCCAAAAUACAUGGGUACUUCUUUCAUGAUUUGUCAGUUAUGAUUUAUAAUAACCAGUGUAUUCACCAUUUAUAAGAACUCCAUAAUUAAAGCUGUAGCUAUUUUAAUCUUUCAUGUGAGAGAGCGUAUUGUUGCAUUGUGCUGCAACUCAAGAGAGCUCCAUUUUCACCACUCACCCUGAUCCAGUAUCUGAUCUACUUGUGUAUGCUGAUGUGCUUCAUUAACACGUGCAUUACAUGUGAAUCAGUCCUUGUGUACUUUUGCCUUUGUCAUGUCAUGUUUGUUUGAUCAUUGCACUUUCUUUUUUUAAAGUUUUUCAUAAUUUGGGUCGCUACAAAUAGCAUUAAUGAUUUUAUAAUCAGAAAUAGUACAUAACAGAGAAAUAAUGUGCCUAUUUGAUUUGCCCCAGUCUGGUGUGAGUGGCAGUGUCCAUGUUAAUCUGGCACUAAUGGUUACUGUAUGUGUAGAGCAUCAUAUUGUGUCAUCACCAGCUUUUAGCAUACUCAAAGCUGUGUAAGGCAUGUUGGACAAAUCUGUGAAGCUCCACUGACAAUAGUCUAUGAUAAGAUGUCCCUGCAUCCCUAGCUUUAUGUCUGCCAUGAAUCUACUUUGGUGCAAUGAGUGCACCUGAUGGCAGGCUGCACCUGAAUGGAGAAUUUGAGUGACAUGCUUUCCUGUAAAUGUAGCUUGUUCAUUCUGCAAUCAUAUACUCUGAGCUGAAAAUGUUUCUUUCUUUUUAAAAUCUCCUCAAAAUGCCUCUGUUAUUUUUUCCCCAAAACACAACAUAACAAAAGUGUUUGUUUUUAGGCAUCCGUUGCAACACCUCCAAUCCCACCAGGCGAUGUGGCCAAGGGCUACAUGUGGUAUUUAUAUCAGCUUAGGUUGUAUAGUAUCAUGAGCGUUACUCAGCAUCAAAGCAGCACACUGUGGGGUCAGUACGUUAACCAUGUAGUACUAAAUACAUUUUAGAAAUCUCAUUAAGCAUCGGUGUGCAUGGCAUUUCACCGUGCUAACUGUCAACUCAUUCGUCAUAUUGCCUCAUAUGUGAAUGGCAGUAGUAACAGGGGGAACCAUUGUUGUCAUUGCAUUUGGACAUACAUCAGCUGCAAAUUAACAGACACUGUGGAAUCUUAAAAUGUUUUGUCUGUAACCUUUGUUUGUUCCCAAAAGUGACACACAAACACACUUCGGUUGUGUUUUGGCUUUUUAUGAAAAUUUAUAGCUCAAGUUUAUAGUGGAAGACAUUGCAUUUUUUUCAGGAUAUCAAAGCAUAACAUACACAUGCGUAAAUAAUUCAACCCACUGCUGAGCAUUUCAGUUAUUGUGUUGACUGGUGUGUAUUAAAAAUAUGUGGCAAUAUGGAAAGGUGGGGAAUUGAUGGCUACUGUUUCCACCAACUCCUGUAUAAUAGAGCAAUGUUUGUUUUUGUUUUGUUUUGCUUUUAUUUCCAACAAACGAAAUCCAAACUGGCACACUACAGACAACUCUGAGUCAUCAUAAACAGCGCUUGAUUCCCAGUAGAUGACCGUCCAAAUGGGAAACAGUGUUUUCAAGCAAAUGUAAAUCAAGCAACUGUCUCUUUGUUGUUGUUUUAAUACAAACAAUUUCAAUAAUGGUUUAGAAAUUACCAUUUCACAAUAUUUAGAGUGUUAUCACACCUGUAGCAACUCUUCAUUUCUCUCAUGCUGUGUCACGGACAGAUACAGAGUGAGGUCUGCAUAUAUCUUCCAUAAUAAAAUCACAUGCUGAAAUCAUAACUUAUAAUUCAAGUGACAUUUAUUAUUUCAGUAGUAUUAUGUGCUGCAUUUGUUUCAAAGUAACACCUGUCAAUAAAGGGGACAUUUUAAAAAGCAACAAAAUGAAAAGCUUUUGUCGAUAAUAUGUCCUGCGUGACAUACAGUGCUGUGGCUAAGCACAUGGAGAUGUGUAGCACAACUGUCAGAUAGCAUAGAACAGAAAUGAAUAUGACUGAUAUUUCUGAGUGUGAGAGAAGGUUGAAGGUCCAUCAGAACAUA